Messenger RNA from Asterias rubens (European starfish), 2222 nucleotides. RefSeq names its product dual oxidase maturation factor 1-like. Gene Ontology annotation, cellular component: endoplasmic reticulum membrane. Bases 181 to 1737 code for a protein of 518 amino acids. The record is from RefSeq and is a predicted model, not a curated record. Lineage: Eukaryota; Metazoa; Echinodermata; Asteroidea; Forcipulatida; Asteriidae. Gene Ontology annotation, biological process: protein transport. The transcript has 10 exons.
GCUACAGAUGUCACUCUGUACUUCAUAAAACCACCUACAGCUCAGAGUGAAUAGUUUACCAAGUUGCCAUAAACCUUAGAAGACGAUCAAAGUAAAAGAUUUCCAGUUGGAAGAGCUUUAGCCUUUUCGAACUCAUCUUAACAUUUUGAACGGGACUUUAAAGUGCUCGUUUUGUCCAGCAUGGGUACGCCGUAUAGUGCCUUCAGAGAGGAUGGACGGGCCACUGCAUAUCAAGAAAACAAGACAGCCGUUUCCGCUGAUGUAACUUUUGCUGGAUUUGUCUUCGCGUUUUUCAUCGUGAGCAUUUCGCUCGUCGUCAUCUUGCCCGGAAUACGUGGGAAAAACGGAAUAUUUGCUGCUAUUCGGUUCUUCAUCGCCGCAUUUAUUGGUGCAACCAUACUCUUAUCCUUAUAUGGUCAAGACUGGGAGUCUGCUGUGCAGCAUAACGUCACUACACAGUACAGAGCCUUUAUCAAGGAUGAGAUCGAGGCUGAUAUAGGGGUACAUAUUGGACUUACUAAUGUUAACAUCACACUCAAAGGUGUGCCGGAAUACCCACAGCAUGGUGAGGUUAAAGGAGAAAGAAUCAACUACAAUGAACGCUUCACUUUCUGCUGUAGACAGGGCAGGCAGGGAUACAGUCAAUUCGCCGGUCGCAUCAACCAGGAGUUCCGCGCUGCACAGUGGUCCGGCAAGCCCUAUCCCGUUCUGUGGAUUGUGGAGUAUUUCGUGUUUGAUGCAGAGGACAUCCGUUGGGGCCGAACAUACAGGCUGGCUGGUUUCUACACAUAUCUCACGCUAUGGACUGCGUUCCCACUAUGGGUGAUAGCAAUAGUUACUUCCUUCAUGGUGGUACGAUACAGCGGGUUGUUCCUGCUCCUUACUGGUGGCUGCCUAUUGACUGGUAACAUCAUCUACUCACUCAUACGAUACGGUUCGACGGAACUGAUCAUUCCCUUCGGAGCUGACCAUGUGUUGGUGUUUUCGAAAGGCGGUUCUUUCUACUUGUGCAUGGUUGGAGGAAUCGUUUCAUCGCUUGCCGGCCUCGCCAUCAUCUUCCUAGAUGACAUGUUUCCUUUUAAGAUGGCAACUUUCUUCAACGUUGAUCCCCUUCAGGACUACCAGGACACCUUCGAAAACCCAAAACAUCUUAGCAACUUUCCAGAUAGCUGGCGUCUUGACGACGAUGACGAGACACCAAAGAACGGGAGCCCACGCAAGGAGAAGCAGCGUCCCAUGUCCGUGCUGAACGACGAUCCUCGGGUCGAGAAACUUGCUUCUGUGGCGCUGGACAAGCGUUCCUCGGAGAUGUACCAUGGAGAUAUGUACAUCAAUGUUGGAGAGAUGCAUCAGAGCUUCGUUUCUGGCAGAAAGUCCCUGUUCAAAAAGAACAAGCUAAAAAGACGCCCAGCGUCCAAUGAGAUGGACGAUGUUGACAAUGCUGAAGAUUGGGCUGGUAAUACAUCUUCAAAGCAACUACUCCAUAAACCAUCACAAGUCAGGUUUAGCGUCAAGGGACUCGGUGGCAAGGCAAGAACGGACGACUCAGUUGCCAUGGAUACUGUGACCAACACGUCAAGCUUGCCGGUCAAGAUGAGCCAAUUACACGAGGAACCCGACGAUGAAGGGAGUGAUGCAAACAACGUUACCGAGGAAGCAUCCGAGAACUCUGCUACUGAAGCCAUCUUAGACGCACAAUAUGCAUUCAGUAACCAGAUCAAUAUUGAGGACGAAUAAAUCCUCACACACAGACACAAAUGUCCAAAGUUCAUUUCAAUUUUUUGUACGCAGAUUUGUUCGUUAGGCAAUUGCUCAUAAAAAUAUAGCCAUGAAUGUAAUGUAUCCCAACUUUAUAUCUAAAUACACGUCAAUCUAGCCAGGGACCUCAUAAAACCAACGGCAAACGAAAUCGCGUCAAUUAGAUAGAACCAAUGAGGGGACGCACCGAAAUGACCGCUGCGGAGACCGCUAACAUAAGAGCAAAUCCCGCUCUAACAUGAAAUGAAAACAUAUUACUACUUUCAUUCAUUGCCUCUCGAAAUUGCGGGGCACGGUUCCCCACCCCGUGGCCAUGCCGCCGGUGCUCUUCUUUAUUUAUUAGCUUGCUUAUUGGAUUACUCAGUGCCAGCAACGUGGCAAAAUUACUGGUUUAGCAAUUGUUCUAUUUGAUUUUAGUUUUCAUCGUUAUAUCAUGAAGUAAGUGUCUAUUUAACUUCUUAAAA